ACAAUUUUCUUUUACGAAUCAUUGAACCUACCUUUUAUAAUUAUAAAGCUUCCCUCCACAACCGCAACACAAAGUGAUCUAACCAUAGCUAUCAUGUUGCUGUUUUUAACUAAUCAUUUCUUUCUUGUCAUCAACAUUUUCCUUCUUGGAUCACCACUAUGUUUUGCCGCCCGAUCAACACCACAAACGUUUACACCGAAACAAACACAUAUAACCGUUGUAAACCAGGACAACAAAUGGAUCGACAUUAGUGGCUUCUUCAAUUCCCAAAAGGGAAGCCAGGUCUUGGGUUUAUCCAAGCUCAAAAAAUACUUUCAUCGAUUUGGCUAUCUCCCAUCUCAAGAUUACAAUGUAUCCGAUAAUACAUUUGACCCAACGUUCGAAUCAGCCGGCAUUCAUUAUCAAUCAAGACUUGGUCUCCCUGUUACUGGUAAGCUCGAAUUUGAAACUGUGUCUAAGAUAAUGGCGGCAAGAUGUGGUGUCCCUGAUUUUCAUACGGCUCAAACAUUGCAUGCAACAAAAGACUACGUGUUUUUUCCAGGGAAACCACGAUGGGCUCGUCACGUGCCUAUGAAACUCACCUACGCAUUCUCAAAGGAAUAUUUGAUCAACUACUUGAAGAUAUCAGAUAUUAAGGUCGUGUUUAAACGCGCUUUUGGUAAAUGGGCAUCUGUUAUUCCAGUGAGUUUCAUUGAGACUGAUGAUUAUGGUUUUGCUGAUAUCAGAAUAGGGUUUUACAGCGGUGAUCACGGCGAUGGAGAGCCGUUUGAUGGGGUUCUGGGAGUGCUGGCCCACUCAUUUUCACCUGAGAGUGGAAAAUUUCAUUUAGAUGCAGCAGAGACGUGGGCCAUUGAUUUUGAAAUGGAGAAAUCACCGGUGGCCGUUGAUUUAGAAUCAGUAGCUAUACAUGAGAUUGGGCAUUUGUUGGGGUUGGCCCACAGUCCUAAUAAGGAAGCCGUCAUGUAUGCAACCUUGAAACCUAGAGAUAAAAAAGUGGACUUGGCUCUUGAUGAUAUACAGGGAGUCCAAGCUCUGUAUGGAUCAAACCCUAAUUUCACGUUUGGCUCUUUGUUGGAGUCUGAUAUUUCAACGAAUCCGGCAGUUAAUUUAAGAAUCAGAUGGUUUAUGUGGGCCACUUUGAUUCUACUUUGGUUUUUGAUGUUCAUGUAGUUAAAAUGUCUAUGGUCUCCGGUUUAUGAGGAGCGUCAAAACGAUUAGAUAUAUAGAAUAUACGCAUGCAGCCCAAAAUCUAGCGGUGCUGACGGACUUUUGAUUUGAAGGUUUGUUUAGGACUUGUGGUUAUGGUUCCUCUUCA
Molecule: messenger RNA, 1315 nt
Organism: Pistacia vera
Lineage: Eukaryota; Viridiplantae; Streptophyta; Magnoliopsida; Sapindales; Anacardiaceae
Product: metalloendoproteinase 4-MMP-like
Exons: 1
Coding region: 94-1170 (358 amino acids)
Biological process (GO): proteolysis; collagen catabolic process; extracellular matrix organization
Cellular component (GO): extracellular matrix
Molecular function (GO): metalloendopeptidase activity; zinc ion binding
Source: RefSeq, a predicted model, not a curated record